CUUGCGAAUUAAAAAAAAGAGAAUCAAAAGGCUUCUUCUUCUUCUUCUUCUUUCAAAAUCUCUAGGGUUUUUCUCUCUCUCUUUACUAAUUGUUCUCUCUCUAAACGAAGUCCCAAAAUUUUCCUCUUCUCCAAGAAAUCUCAGGCUAUGUAAAAGCUUGUUAAGCAGCAAGAUGAGCAGUGAUACUUUUGAUGGACAGAUACUAACUGAGAAGCUGUCAAAACUCAACAAUUCACAACAAAGCAUUGAAUCGUUGUCUAGAUGGUGUAUUACUCACCGGAAGAAGGCAAAACAGAUUGUUGAAACAUGGGACAAAUUGUUUAACUCUUCCCAGAAAGAACAGCGUGUUUCUUUUCUGUAUUUGGCUAAUGACAUUCUGCAAAAUAGCAGGCGAAAGGGAAGUGAAUUUGUGAACGAAUUCUGGAAAGUACUUCCUGGAGCUCUCAAACAUGUGUAUGAAAAUGGUGAUGAGUAUGGAAAGAAAGCAGUAACAAGAUUGGUUGACAUAUGGGAAGAAAGGAAAGUUUUUGGUUCUCGAGGGCAGAAUCUUAAAGAUGAAAUGCUUGGUAAGAAUCCUCCCCCUCCUCCUCCCCCUUUAUCAGUGAACAAUGGAAAAAGCUCAAAUCCUAUCAAGAUAGUCAAAAGGGAUGCUCAUGCAGUGAGAAUUAAAUUGGCUGUUGGAGGUCUUCCAGAAAAGAUACUAACUGCAUAUCAAUCUGUACUUGAGGACAAUCAAAACGAGGACAUUGCUUUAAACAAGUGUAAUGCUGCUGUACAACAGUUGCAUAAAAUUGGGGAAGAUGUUGAAAGUAGUUUAGCUCAAGGGAAUCAGAAUGAAUCUGCAUUGCUGGAUGAGCUACAGCAGCAAGAAAUUGCGCUCCAGCAAUGCAUUGAACAACUUGAAAAUGUUGAAACGAUUAGGGCUACCCUGAUUUUUCAACUUAAAGAAGCACUUCAGGAACAGGAAUCAAAGCUGGAGCUUAUUCAUAGUCAGCUGCAAGUUGCUCGUGGUCAGAUUGAGCAAGCAAGCAAUGUAAGGAAGAGGCUAACUUUACCCACUGUGCCUGGCCAUCUAAGUGCGACAACUAUUUCAACAGCAGAGGGUGCAAUAGUGGUGGAACAGAACCUUCCUUCAGCUCAGCCAACUGGCACUCCACCUCAUCCUCAUCAUGCACAACCUGUGCUUUCCUUUGCACCUUCAAUGACAACUGAAGAAGAUAACAAGAAAGCAGCUGCUGCUGCUGUUGCUGCUAAGCUUGCUGCUUCAACAUCUUCUGCUCAGAUGCUUACCUCUGUGCUUUCAUCCCUUGUUGCAGAAGAAGCUGCUUCUAUGAAUGGCAGCUUAAAAUCUGGUGGGUUCACAUCAGGAUUAUCAAUGUUUCCUCCAGAAAAGCGUCCCAAACUUGAGAAACCAAUGCCUGUAUCGGAUGCAAGCAACUCAGAUGUAAGCAGCACGGCUUAUUUUAGCCCACUACAGCAGCAAGCAAUGACCAACAUGCCACUUGCACCAUCAACUAGCGUGCAACCGAUGUCCCAAGGCAACCAGAUCCAAGCUCCAUUUGCUUCUGCUCCUCCUCCCCCGCCCCCUCCUCUAUCUCCUGCAAAUCCACCAGCAAGUCAAUAUGUUCAAUCAACUGGUAUGAUGGUAGGGGUAAUGCCUUAUGGUUAUGGAGCAAACACACUGCCACCUCCACCUCCUCUUCCCCCACAUAUAGCAAUGAGUUUAGCUAGGCCCUCUUCUCAGCCUCUGCAGCAGCUGCAGUCUCAGUCUUUGCAGCAGCCACAAUCACAGCCUCAGCAGCAGCCAGCCACUGGAGGAUUUUACCGGCCACCAGGGAUUGGGUUUUAUGGGCAAAAUCCUCAGUCAACACCACCUGUACCUCGACAGUGAGCUGGUUUUGCUUGAAAAAUCAUAUGAUACUACAGGGUCAUGAAAAGGGCACCUGGUAUUGGAUUGUAGGGCAAAGCCAUUGACCGAUACCACCACCACCACCACCGUACAUCAACAUUGUGAGCCAUAACCUUGAAAUCAUGAAGGCUGAGAGUGGCCAUGUAUAAUGUAAAUUAGUAGAGAAUAUUUAGGCAUAUGUUGUCUUAGACUUAAAAUCGGAGCUUGACAUGCCCUCAUCAUCCUCUCUCCCUUGACCCAUUUGCUGUGCAACUUUUGUUUAGUUCUGCUACAUGAUAGCUCAACCAUCGUAACCUGUAUGUUGAUUUGUACCAAAGUAGCAAGGAACUGCCCUUGGGGGCAGUGAAAUCCCAUAAAAACACCAUUUUGAUAGUGUUACGUAACUACUCGAGGUUCUGCAAAAAGUUUUAA
This is a messenger RNA of Theobroma cacao (cacao), 2320 nucleotides long. RefSeq lists its product as uncharacterized. Lineage: Eukaryota; Viridiplantae; Streptophyta; Magnoliopsida; Malvales; Malvaceae. Gene Ontology annotation, molecular function: RNA polymerase II complex binding. The record is from RefSeq and is a predicted model, not a curated record. Gene Ontology annotation, biological process: mRNA 3'-end processing.